Messenger RNA from Pyricularia grisea, 393 nucleotides. RefSeq lists its product as uncharacterized. Bases 73 to 216 code for a protein of 47 amino acids. The transcript has 3 exons. Lineage: Eukaryota; Fungi; Ascomycota; Sordariomycetes; Magnaporthales; Pyriculariaceae. The record is from RefSeq and is a predicted model, not a curated record.
CGCCGAACAAGGGCCGCGCCGGGGCAAGGUCGAGAUUGGGGAAGUGGGGAAGCUUGCUUCCAUUCAGUGGGCAUGGCGUGGAGAUUACUGCUUUCAACCCACGCACAAAGCAAUACCACCCAAGCAAGCAGGCAAGAAGAAGAAGGUGGGACCCCGAACCACAGCCGCCGGGAGGAAGGUUCAAGGUUAGCCGGGGUCUGCUUCUUUGCCUUCUGAGGCUUUCGUUGUGCGUGCUUGGUUGGGUUUCGCCUGCCUCCACACAUGAAUGCUACCACGAUACCAGUAGUAAUCCAAAGACCCAUAUGAAAGAUGCUGCACGCGAGGCACGAAGUUCUAGGCUAGCUGAGGUGCUCGAUGCGAGCGAGGCCAGCAAGGGUGCCUUACUGGAGACUA